Alosa sapidissima (American shad) is the source of this 1822-nucleotide messenger RNA. Its product is annotated as CD151 antigen-like. NCBI's taxonomy places the organism in Eukaryota, Metazoa, Chordata, Actinopteri, Clupeiformes, Clupeidae. Bases 229 to 990 code for a protein of 253 amino acids. The transcript has 8 exons. Gene Ontology annotation, cellular component: membrane. The record is from RefSeq and is a predicted model, not a curated record.
ACCAGACUAACACAGCCCCCCUCGGUUGACCAGAAGACAGGCACAGAGGUGUACAGGGUGGAGCCUUUCCGACAUUGUUGGAUCUCUAUGCAAACUACAGUGAAAACCCACUGAAACUGUUUUGAUCGGAAACGUGUGGUCGACAGAAAGGAUAUCCCUGUCUUCUCUUUUAACUCUGCCUUUCCCACCCCAAAAAAGGAAAAACUUUCUGAACGUCUCUGCAGCAGCAUGGGGGCUUAUGAUGAAAAGAAAGAAAAAUGUGGCACAAUCUGUCUAAAGUACUUGCUCUUCACCUUCAAUUUCCUUUUUUGGCUGGCCGGGGGUGCGGUGAUGGCAGUAGGGAUAUGGACAGUGGCAGAGAAGAGUGACUACAUCAGCCUGCUCUCAUCCAGGAUCUAUGCUGUCUCGGCCUACAUUCUCAUUGUGGCAGGGAUCAUUGUCAUGAUUACAGGCGUCCUGGGAUGCUGUGCGACCUUCAAAGAACAGAAAGGGCUCCUGAGGAUGUAUUUUGUUUUGUUGCUGUUCAUCUUCCUGCUGGAAGUCCUUGCUGGAGUUUUGGCAUAUGUCUACUACCAACAGUUGAAUGCAGAGUUAAAGGAGAACCUGAGAGAGACCAUGGUCCAGAAGUACCAACAAAAAAAUGAGGAGCACAUCACUAAAGCUGUGGAUAAACUACAGCAGGAGUUCAAAUGCUGUGGCAGCAACAGUUCCUCAGACUGGAGUUCCAGUGCGUGGGUCCGCUCUGGUGAGGCAAAUGGGCGAUUGGUGCCUGACAGUUGCUGCAAAACCAUGACCGUAGAGUGCGGGAAGAGAGACCAUCCCUCAAAUAUUUAUAAGGUCGAGGGCGGAUGUAUAACAAAGCUGGAGAACUUUAUCCUGGACCACCUAAAGAUCAUAGGUGCUGUUGGAGUUGGCAUCGCAUGUGUACAAAUAAUAGGUAUGAUAUUCACAUGCUGUCUGUACCGAAGUCUGAAGGCAGAGCCAUACUGAGGGUGAUGAGGUACAGCAUGUAGAGGGAUAUUUCACUGAGCAGCAUUUCACAUUAAAUAAUGUUAGCAUUUUAUUGACUACUAUGCCUUAUAGUUGGAGGUAAGGAAGAAGAAUAUUAACAUGAUAUUGUUUUUAAAAGAUUUUGUUAUUGUAAUUGUGAUGCAUAUCCUAUUAGAGCCCAUUAUGGUCUGCUAAAUAUUAUGAGCUACUGUAAAAGCACUGCAGUUUAUCAUUUCACAGCAUAUAGGCCUAUAGCAAACUGAAGAUACUGCUUUGGAGCACUCUAACUCACAUAUUCACAAACAAUUUUGUGGUCAAAUACAGCAUGCUUUCACAGGACCUAAGCUGAACUGCCUUAAAUUACUAGCUCCUUUAAACCAUGACAUGAUCCAGACUAUGCAAGCUUUUCAAACACUGAUUUCAAUGUUAUUAUUACUGGUGUUUUGGCACUGUUUGAACAUUUCUGUAAUCAAAAUGAGCUUUUGUAUAUUCAGGAUUUAACUGACUGAAGUGCCAACUCUGCUGUAUUCUCACAUUUUUUAACGUUGUCAAGGGAUACCUUCAAACCAAAGUUUUGAAAAGGAUUAAGCCUUUAUCUGCCACCGUGGUCAAUGUCAGUCUUUUUUCCUGUCCUCACUGUAUAUUUUAUUUGUGUUAUUUUAUGUUACCAUUUUUUUUUUAGCAGAAAUGAAGUUGGAUGUAUGUAUGUAUUUAUCAUAAUAAUAUGACCCAACAUUAAACUUUCAUAAUACAAGGCUCAUUCUCAAUCACAUGUUCCAGUCUUUUUAUGUGUAUAAUGUAUGGAACCAAAAUAAAUGUAUUCUUUAAACUA